UUGAUGUCAUCACUUCAAUCUUUCAUUUAUUGAUUAAAGUCUUUCAGUAAACGAUCGAAUUAAAAAUGAUUUGGGAGAUUUGCUCAGUCAUUAUUUCUUUGAUACUAUGUUGCUCCUGCAACGAAAAGUCAAAAUUAGAUGAUAUCGUGGAGCAAGUUCAAUCAGAGUUAAAGGGAAUUAAAUUAAAACACGAUGUUGACCCAACUGUUUUUGCGUGCCUAUACAAUCAAAGCAUGACUGGAUUUGAUGUGGUGAAAAGUGACAAUAAAGCAGAAAUGUUGCUAUUAAGUGAAAAGCUGAACAACGGAAGGAAUUUAUCACUGUUCUUCUUAGGCACUGGCAACACUAUAUGCAGAGACGAUCAUAGAUUUAAGGAUUCUAAAGAAUGGUAUAUCAAAUCUGGUACAAACAUAUGUUAUAUUGCAUACGCCUUCGACAAGUAUCACGCUUCAAUUUACAAUUUGUAUUUUUACGUGAAAAGAAUUAUGGAAACCAAUCGAGUUGAGUAUGUAGCACAGGAAGCUCUUGAAUUGGUGAUGAAUGUUCGAAAAAAAUGUUUGGAGACUAAAAUUCCCGGAUGUGUUCAACACAUGUCACAGGUGACUGUGUUGGGCUACUCGCUCGGAGCACAUAUCGGAGCAUAUACUUGUCGAUACCUAAUCGAUGCAACUGGCGAGAAGGUUAAAAAAUUGAUAGGUCUGGACGCUGCGGCCAUUUCACAUUGGGUAAGCACCGUAAAUUACAUUCAAAGCGGCGACGCUGAUUAUGUUCAGGUCGUUCAUACAUCUUAUCUAGGCACUCAAAUGGCCAAAGGUGAUAGCGACAUUUACAUAAAAACAGAUAAUUGGAACAGUCAUAAUAAUCAUCGAUUGGCAGUCGAUAUGAACGCACUUAUAUCCGCAAAGAAACUGAUUUUAAUCGGUUCGAAAAAUGGAAAGGGCAGAGUUAUCAAUUUACAAGAAAGCUUACAUGUUAAUCCAGAACUUUUACAGAUUGCCGAUCACGAAUGUGUGGUUGGUGUAUAUAAUCAAGACAGUCACAAGAAUGGAAAUGAGCCCGGACAAGUGUAUAUGCUCUCAUUGCCAAAUAAAUCAAUGAAGUUCUACUAAUAAAUCAAAUCUUUAAAAAAUCUUUAAUGUA
This is a messenger RNA of Contarinia nasturtii (swede midge), 1140 nucleotides long. Its product is annotated as phospholipase A1-like. Gene Ontology annotation, molecular function: lipase activity. The transcript has 7 exons. The record is from RefSeq and is a predicted model, not a curated record. Bases 66 to 1109 code for a protein of 347 amino acids. NCBI's taxonomy places the organism in Eukaryota, Metazoa, Arthropoda, Insecta, Diptera, Cecidomyiidae.